Messenger RNA from Aspergillus fischeri NRRL 181, 867 nucleotides. RefSeq names its product fumarylacetoacetate hydrolase family protein. The record is from RefSeq and is a predicted model, not a curated record. Bases 1 to 867 code for a protein of 288 amino acids. The transcript has 4 exons. Gene Ontology annotation, molecular function: catalytic activity. Lineage: Eukaryota; Fungi; Ascomycota; Eurotiomycetes; Eurotiales; Aspergillaceae.
AUGGCUCCCAACUGGACACACCUGGUUCGGUUUGUUGCCAAAGAAGAUAAUCAUAUUUACUUGGGCCAGGUUGAUUGCCGGCAAUGGCCAGAUGUUGGUUUAGCCGUGUUCCAGGGAGAACAGGUCAAAGUGCAGCUGGUGAGAGGGUCAAUUUACGACGGCGUUGUGACCGAUACCGUGUUGACCAUCAAACGGCUCCUGUCCCCCAUUAGCAUGGAGGAGAUACCUAUUGUUCGUUGUCUGGGGCUCAACUAUCGCGAUCACGCUAGGGAGGCCAACAUGCCCAUCCCGGAUGUGCCAGUCCUCUUUAUCAAGCCUCGCACUGCCAUCACUGGACCAUUUCCCGCAGUCAUCAAUAUUCCGAAGAUUGCACAGGACGGAACCAGUGAUUAUGAGGCGGAGCUCGCAGUCGUCUUGUCCAAGACCGGGCGGGACAUUCCUAAGUCGGAAGCUAUGGACUACGUCUUGGGAUACACCUGCAGCAACGAUGUCAGCGCUCGCGCUCAGCAAUUCAAGAACAGCCAGUGGUGCUUCUCAAAAGGGCUGGACGGCUCUUGCCCUCUUGGACCUGCCUUGGUGUCUCCGGCCGCCGUGGCUGACCCUCAUAAGCUCCGAAUCAAAGCGGUGCUAAAUUCUGGUGUAGUACAGGACUCGAAUACAGGGGAAAUGAUUUUCGAUAUCGCCGAGACUAUCGCGUUCUUAUCCCAGGGAACCACACUUGAGCGAGGAACGGUUAUUCUCACCGGAACGGGCCCUGGAAUAGGGGCGAUGCAGGAUCCGAAGGUAGUACUACAGGAUGGCGAUGAUAUGCGUGUGGAAAUAGAGGGUCUAGGAACCUUGAUAAAUAAGGUUCGAUACGAGAACUAG